AUUGUACCCUCACAUGAUGUAUCUUGGUUUUUAUUUUUGUCCCCAUUCCUCUGCCCUCCCUACAGGAAGAUUUUUAAGGAAGACAUUUUAUUACAAAGCAGGUGGAAGAAUUUUACCUUGUGAUAAAGGAAAAUCAUCUAAUUUAGACACACGUAACGGUGUUGUCACUAUUUUGGGGACUGUGAUUGCAAACUCCCACGCUAUACACAGCAUCAAGAAUGAAGCUGAGUGGAAGAAACCAGCAGGUGGCUCUACAGCCAUUUCCUCCUCUUGCAUCAGUAAUUGUCACUCUGGGUUUGAAACCCAAUCCAAUUAUGUCAAUCUUCUGCUGAAGAUCUUCCGACACUUUGGUGGCUCUCAAAGCCCCUGGAGCAUGGAGCCAGGGGCCUUGCUCUGCAGACUUCUCUCCUCAACCUUCUUGCAGCCAGUAGUGACUUCCGGAUUCCUUCCCGCGGGGCUCUGCACAUGCUGCCUGCGCUGCCAGGUGGGCGCCUCUCCGCUCAUCUCCUGUCCCCUCCCUCUCAGCAUUCAGAACUCAGCCGAGGCGUCACUUGGCCAGUACAGAGCCCUGACUCUGAGUCAUCCUUUUUCCCCUCCUUCCCCGUGCUGUGGCUGAACACAUCUGUGCGUCAGCUCCUGCUUUCUGAUGAUUUCACUGGUGACCCGUCUUCCCUACUGGACUUCUAACUUCGCAGGAAGACCCCAUAUUUAUUCUUCCUCCCCGUACCUGGCAUGUACAUCAUCGACGAUUUUCUACGCACUCAACAAAUACUUACCGAACACAUUGGCACCGAGCGAGAAAGGAAAACAGCACAAAAGACAAUGGUGGAAUCGCCUAUGGAAAGAAAGUCACAGAAGCGAGGUGAUUUAAGGAGGCACAUGGAUAAAAUAUGGAAGUUAGCGAAACAGUUCGAGCGGCUGACAGAGAAAGGCCUUUGGCGUGUCCUACUUCAACUCACAUCUACUGCCACGGACUGCAGCUUCCCCGGCUUGCAAACUCACCGAGGGAGCCAGCUCCUCCUGGGAAACAUCAAGACAGUAGCCAGGGUUCAGAACCCUGGGGAAUCCGACCGAGAUUUUUUAAAAAAAUUUCAUUUAGCAAAUAUGUUCUUAGUUGUCGUUUUUAUGGGCUGCCUUUAACAUGUUAGCAGCAGCAGGAACAGUCUGACGUGCUCAGAAAGGAUUCAGCCAUGAGGCAGAGUGAACUGUGGUGGCUACGAAGGGUUACAGCCUUGAUUUAUUUAUGCCAUCUAAGAUAUAUAUAGGGAACAUCAGCUUUCAAAACGGGAAUCAAAUUAGAUGAAGAACUGUUUUCAAGGGAAAAUUUGUUUGCACUGACACGAUAAUUCGAGAGCAUCAAUUUAAGUCUUUGUAUCCAGAAUUUACUGAGCUGUAGAAUCAAUAUACUAUAUAUCAUCUCUCAGGCUGUGUAUUAUAAAUAUUUCAUGGCUUUAAAUAUGUGCCAUGAAGAGGGCUGUGUUUUAGUAGCCAACUGAGUAAGGUUUUAAAGCAAUGAAUUGAAACUAUGUCCUUUUGGUUCAGCAUGUUUUCAUCAAGGGGCUUUAAAAAUACAUCACACAAUUUUAUACAUCACGAAGAAAACAUUAUCUUCAAGAUCAAAGCUCUUCUGGUGAUUUCCGAAUUGAGAAAUGGGAUGAGUCUUGGUCUUUAGUGCUUCCCUUUGUUAAAAAGAAAUCUGCCCCCACCCAAGUGCAUGUAGAAGUCCUCACUUUUUCCACACAUUUAUUUUGGCACCAGAUAAUAUUGCUCUGACAGUGAAUAAAGACUGAAAAGGCGUUUUACUAUAGAAAUGGCCUUGAAAUCAAAUGAAUAAACAAAUAACAUUUAACAAACAUUGUGUGCAACGUAAUGAGCUAUUUAAUACCCCGUUUGAGAUGCCACAUAGGGGUUGCUGGUGUCCUCCCAGCACUCAGGGAGGUUGAGGCAGGUGGAUUUCAAGUUUGAGCUUAGC
Messenger RNA from Fukomys damarensis (Damara mole-rat), 1972 nucleotides. RefSeq lists its product as uncharacterized. The record is from RefSeq and is a predicted model, not a curated record. Bases 14 to 616 code for a protein of 200 amino acids. The transcript has 2 exons. Lineage: Eukaryota; Metazoa; Chordata; Mammalia; Rodentia; Bathyergidae.